This is a messenger RNA of Acipenser ruthenus (sterlet), 2515 nucleotides long. RefSeq lists its product as uncharacterized. Lineage: Eukaryota; Metazoa; Chordata; Actinopteri; Acipenseriformes; Acipenseridae. Gene Ontology annotation, cellular component: precatalytic spliceosome. The coding region runs from base 684 to 1949 and encodes 421 amino acids. Gene Ontology annotation, molecular function: double-stranded RNA binding; single-stranded RNA binding. The transcript is spliced from 15 exons. The record is from RefSeq and is a predicted model, not a curated record.
ACACACUGCGUUUUUGACCCAGAUGGCCUUCCAUAAUCAAAGUAAAUCGAAGUCUGAAGAAAUGGUGUCCUAGAUAUCAUAGAGCUCGCCGCUGCCAACUAGCACGAUGUCACAGCGCAUUUGCCAUCUUAGUAAAGGAAGGAUUUGCACAUUAUGAAUAGAUCUUAGAGAACAACAUUUUUUUAGACAGAAAAAAACCCGACAAUCCUCUAAAAUUAAAAAUGUACCUUUAAAAAAAAAAACAUCUGCCCAUUUCUUACCUCCAGAUUGCCCUGAACUGAAACGUGAAACCUCUAGAUCUGGAGGGAAAACCUCUGAUCUGGUAACAAUGGCGACCACCUAGGUUACAGCCGAUGCAGGACUGGUUUGUAGGAAGUUACCAGUUUGUUUCAGUUUCCGUUUCGAAGGGAGAACAACGAGACAGAGAGAGAGAGUGAGUUAAAUAAACCAAACUGUGGUCUCUCUAUUUGCACCUGAACAUUUUUAUGUAACGAGAGUUUAAUUUCUUCGUCUUUUUUGUUUUAGAAGAAAAAAAUAAAUAAACGUUUACGAAAUUGCAGUGUUCCAUUCUUAUUUUGCCUGUUUGGUGAACCUCGUUUCGAGAACUCCCCGGUUUGGAAAUAGGAUUUGCUGGAUGUUUUGAGUGAAAAGAAAGGACAGUAUCGUGUGGCAGGUAAAGUGAGAUGGGGGACCUUUAUGAUCCAGAGCAUCCAACAGAAUCCAAAAUGGAUAAUGGCAGUGAACUCAAACCACCUGAUAGCAAAAAGAUACAUUUUUGUAAUACUUGCAAGGUGACGUGUACAAGCGAUUCUGAUUUAAAGCAUCAUAAGGCGGGUCGUAAACACCAUUUGAAAGCGAAACCCUGGAAGGGCUUCCUGAGGCGGAAGGCUGGUGAAUUUCCCCACCGCACCCCCCACACCCCUCUGCAAAAUUUGAGUACCCUGGAGCAGUUUCUUCAAAUUAGGCAUCCGCACGAGCCUAUUAUUGGUCUGCAGUAUGUUCUUGAGUUCCUCAACCCCAAUAAUGAGUUCCCUCCACACUACUUAUGCAAGCUGUGUAAAGUCAAAGGAAGCGUGAACGUCCUUGCUGAUCACAUCAUUAGUACGAAACAUCGCAGCAAAUAUCUGAAAAAAAAACCUGAUGAUAUGAUCCCUGAGAAUGAUUUGGGAGAUGUAAAACUGAACAAGAAAAUAGGAAUGAAGGCAAAGCUUCUUGAGCAGUUGGAAGGAAGGGGUGUAAUGAAGGUGAUAAUGUCAAGUCGAGGUCCACCUUAUAACAAUUCAAACACUGAAUCAGGUGAGAGAUUUCCUCAUGGUGGCCCAGGUGGAUUGCACCCCAAUGAUUUUCCCCCUGGAAUGCACCCCAAUGAUUUUCCCCCAGGAAUGCCCCAUGAAGAUUUUUCUGCUGGCAUGUCCCGAGAUGAUAUUCCUGGGAUGCACCCUGAUGCUUAUCCAAGGAGAAGGUACCCGGAUUGCCCGGGAAGAUAUCCUGAUGAAUUUCCUAGUGGAAGUUUCCGUGAAGGCAGCCCUCUUAGAGGGGAGAGGAUGAGACCGGAAAUGAACGACUUUGAAGCUGGAGUAAGAAGUGAAUUUGAAACACUCAUCAGAAGACAAGGAUUAGAUCAAAUGGUUCCAAUGGAUGGUAACCAAGCCUACAAGAGAACUCCUGAAGGGAGCUCCACAUGUUCUCCAGUCUUUGAAAUUCUGGAAAAUUUCCAUAUAGAAACUGAGAGUGAUGCACAGAUGGUUCUGAAGAUCACACAGAAGCUGACUGACAUACUGAUGGAGUAUCGGCUGAGAAGUUUUGCAUCACCUAAAAGCAAUGAUCAGCCCUCUGGUCCUCAGGAAUAUUCUCAGAUGAGACUGUCUGGGAGAGAUGGCUACCAAGGUCCAUCCAGAUAUCCUGAUGAAUUCUCACCAGCUUCCAGGAACACAUCAGGGAGGAGCUGAAACCAAGUCCCUGUUCUGAACGGACAGAAUCAUAAACGCCCUGUUCUACUGCAGUGAAAGCUCUUUUCCCAAGAAUUCACAUGGAUUUGAGUUAUUCCAAGUAAAGGCAAUGAAGAAGUGACUACCAGGGAAUGAAGUCUGACACCUUUUUAAACAACGUUUUUUGUAUUUGUUUAAAAUAGCACCCGGGCAUUAUUUUAUCAAUCUUCUCGAUACCUGGGCAGUUAAGAUAAGGGUACCUAUUAGAGAGUAGGUGCUAAUUGGCCACUGUGACAUCAAUGCAGCACCACUUGGGUUAUCUAUCUAUCUCUCUGUGGAAUGGAGAGGAGGUGUAUAGUGGAAAACUAUGGCCCCUGAGGGAAGAACUAUAGUUACCAAAAGGGGGCUAUAAUGCCCGAAGCCGCAGGCAUUGUCCCCUGGAGGCAACUAUAAUUCUUCCCUAGGGGCCUUUAGAUUCCCAUUAUGAGCCAAGAUCUGCAGUUCAUAUUUGUUUUAUGUAUCAGUCAAGAAAGCAAUGUUUUUGAAGUCCAUCGUGCAUUGUUAUUAAAGUUUUUUUAGCAUAGAAA